Priceomyces carsonii is the source of this 858-nucleotide messenger RNA. RefSeq lists its product as uncharacterized. Bases 1 to 858 code for a protein of 285 amino acids. The transcript has a single exon. Lineage: Eukaryota; Fungi; Ascomycota; Pichiomycetes; Serinales; Debaryomycetaceae. The record is from RefSeq and is a predicted model, not a curated record.
AUGUAUCUGAGCACUAGCAGUAAGCAUUGCAACAAUAAUCAGGAAAACAUUUAUCAUGUCAAGGCACUAUCUACACUAUCUACAAUACAACAACUAGACCCAAAGACGCAGAGAUUUGCAAAUCUCACUUACUUGAAGCCUUCAAUGAACCCUUCAAUGAAAGAAAGACGUAUCAAAAAGAAAGGAUCUUCCAUACUUGGUGUCACCUCUUUAAAUGAAUAUCACGAGUCACCGCAGCAAGCACAUUGUUCCAAUUAUAUGAACAGUGCAUCUCAAAAAAGCGAAAUGAAAGAUUUCCUUGGUGAUAUCAAUGAAAAGAAAGUUUCUGUAUCAGGAAAUAGCUCCUGUGUUACCAUUGAGAAUAAAUGUGACGAUUUCGUGAAAGUUCGUCGUGAAAUGGUUGCGAAAAACAGAAUGGAAGUUGGCAAGAGGUUCAGCACUGGUAAUCCUCAUUUACCGAAGAGCAAAAAGGCUGGGGGAGAAGUUAAUUAUAGGUUAAGACGUAAAGAGGAACAACAAUGUUUUGAAGACUUUGAGGAAGAAAAUUCAAACAAUUUUCAAAAAGACACAUUUAAGUUGAGAAAAUCCAAAAAUUGCUUAUUACAACCAAAAUUUUAUCCUACUUUAGUAUCAGAACAUCUUUUCCCAGUAAUAGAAGUACAAAUUUUGCCUCACAUGACAGGUCCCUUGCCGGAGAAUAAUAUCGACUUAAAUUUGUCUCUUCUAGCUUCUCUUCCUAAGCGCGAUGCAACAGCUCCUCUCAGCACUAUUCACGAUAUUUUUGAAAAAACUGACAACGAUGAUGCCGUUCUUUUAAAAUAUUUGACAAAUGAGAUUGAUGCAUUGGAAAUUGAAUAG